Aureobasidium namibiae CBS 147.97 is the source of this 1245-nucleotide messenger RNA. Its product is annotated as NAD-dependent glycerol-3-phosphate dehydrogenase. The record is from RefSeq and is a predicted model, not a curated record. Bases 1 to 1245 code for a protein of 414 amino acids. The transcript is spliced from 3 exons. Gene Ontology annotation, molecular function: NAD binding; glycerol-3-phosphate dehydrogenase [NAD(P)+] activity. Lineage: Eukaryota; Fungi; Ascomycota; Dothideomycetes; Dothideales; Saccotheciaceae. Gene Ontology annotation, cellular component: nucleus; glycerol-3-phosphate dehydrogenase (FAD) complex; cytosol. Gene Ontology annotation, biological process: glycerol-3-phosphate catabolic process; carbohydrate metabolic process.
AUGGCUACUCUCGGCGCAUAUCAGAAGAAGCACAAGGUCGCCAUUGUCGGCUCUGGCAACUGGGGCACUACCAUCGCCAAGGUUGUCGCAGAGAACACCCAAGCCAACAGCGAUCUGUUCGAGCAGGAUGUCCAGAUGUGGGUCUUUGAAGAGGAGGUGCCCGUCCCCAAGGAAUCAAAACACUACAAGGGCGAUGACAAGCCGCAAAAGUUGACCCACAUCAUCAACGACAUACACGAGAACGUCAAGUACCUGCCGAAUGUCGCCCUCCCCAAGAACAUCAUCGCCAACGCCUCGCUCGAAGACACGGUCAAGGACGCCAGCAUCCUCAUCUUCAACCUGCCUCACCAGUUCAUCGAGAAGACAUGCAACACGUUGCAGGGCAAGAUCCUGCCUUAUGCUCGUGGUAUCUCUUGCAUCAAAGGUGUAGAAGUCAACGACAAUGGCAUUGAGCUCUUUUCUGAGUGGAUUGGCCGCAAGUUAAAUAUCUACUGUGGCGCCUUGUCGGGAGCAAACAUUGCUACCGAGGUUGCUCUCGAGAAGUUUUCCGAAACCACCGUCGCAUAUGACCCCCCUACCAUGGACAGCCAGCAGCCUACCCCCAGGGGCUCCCCUCGCGCUUCCGAGAUUGAUCUCUCCCAGCUCAGCGGCAAGCAAGACCAGCAUCAGAAGAUCAAGCUCUACCCCCUGCCUAGCGAGUAUCCUCCCCUCAGUCACGACAACGUCAAGAAGAUUUUCCAUCGCCCUUACUUCCACGUCCGCAUGGUCUCAGACGUCGCCGGCGUGUCACUUGGUGGUGCGCUCAAGAACAUUGUCGCUCUGGGUGCUGGUUUCGUUGAUGGCUUGGGCUGGGGAGAUAAUGCAAAGGCUGCCGUCAUGCGUGUCGGUAUCUUGGAACAGGUCAAGUUUGGCAAGAUGUUCUUUGCCGACUCUGUCCGAACAGAGACUUUCACCGAGGAGAGUUGCGGUGUUGCAGAUCUGAUCACCAGCUGCAGCGGUGGUCGCAACUUCCGCUGUGCGAAGAUGAGUGUCGAGCGUGGCAUGACCAUCAACGAAGUCGAGGAGCAAGAACUCAACGGCCAAAAGCUGCAGGGAACCAGCACUGCUGCCGAUGUCAACAACUUCCUGAAGAAGCAGGGUCUUGAGGACGAGUUCCCUCUGUUCACUGCCAUCUACAAUAUUCUUGAAGGCAAAGACAAGGCCGAGAACAUUCCCGAGCGCAUUGAAUCCAAAAAGUACCCAUGA